CAUUAUAAUUCUCUUUGGGCUAGAUCUUUGGGCAUCUUUGCUAUAUAUAACGGUUAUAAUUUUUUGAAAGUUUUAAAUAAAAGCGAUAUCAGCUGUUCAUCAAUGUCAUUAUAAAUUCAUAAUACAGCCAAUCACCACAAAUUGAAUAAAUUCAUAACUAUUGUUAAUUUUGGGUUUUAAGCUCCGCUUUCUAGAUUAAUAUAGUAUCCAGUAUUAUUGAGAUCAUUUUUAAAAACGAAGAUGAAUAAUAAUAACGAUGUCGAUGAUUUUGUCGACCUCACAAAUUCAUAUAUCCUGGCUGAUCACUGUGCAAUAGCAGACGCUAUUAUUGAUUUGGACACAGAUGAUUCCAUCAUCGAAGAAAAUGUGAUACCUGGCUAUAGUUCAUCCCUUUCAGACACAGCUGAUGUAACACAUUUACACAGAGACACAUCUAUUCCAACAGAGAGAUUCUCCAGUAAAAAAGUACAUCAAAAGAAAAAAACCCAAAAGAAAAAACCAGCUUUAAGAACAUCUAUUAAUGAAGCAGAAACAAAAUUUGGUAGUUGCCCCGUUUGCUGGGAUGAAUUAGGUAAAAAUCCUUUAGCUUCAACCAAAUGUGGCCAUGUUUAUUGUCUCAAGUGUCUUGAAAAGUGUUUGUGUGUAGAAAAAAGGUGUCCUACAUGCAGAACAAUUUUAAAAGGUAAAAGUGCAUAUCAUCCAUUGUACCUUCCUGUCUAGAAAUACAUAAGAACAUGUUACAAGACUUGUGCCAAUAAUAUACUUAAUACAAUUCAAUUAAUUUGUGAAGUGUCUACAUUUUAUAAACACAAGUCAUUGGCUUGAGUUGUUAAGGUAAUUAAAAUUAUAAUCUGAUCAGAAGUAUGUCUUUCUGGUUGGAAUACAGAGCCUAGACAUUUUGCGACAUCCAUCGAGUGAUUUUAUAAAUAUUUUAAAGAAUGGGUGUUCGUAAAGUAGAUAUUUUUAUCACUCAGCAUGCUAGACAUCCUGAGACUAAAUAUUAGUUAACUUUUUGCGUUGUUUGAAUUUCUAUUGCUAAUGCAAUUUUCUAUUAGUGACUUAAUAUAAUACACCUGUUACCCUGCAUCCACAUUCUCCAGGAGGGCAAGGCGCGGCGACGCGAGAGUGUGGUUCCAGGGUUACAGUGUGAAAAUACUAAAUACCCAUGCUAUUUUAUUGCAUUGUUUAUGAGUAACUGAAAACUUUUUGAUUAUAACUAAUAUGGAAGUAAGACAAUUUCAUACAUUCAAAUAUUUUUAUUUGUUCUUAACACAUUGAAUGUGUUGUCGACACAGUGCGUGUCUUUGAGUGCUAGUGCUAGUGCUAGUGCGGCGGCACACAUAACACGCGUGGAGUGUGGUGAUUGACACUAGAAGCCGGUGUAACAAUUAUUCAGUGUUUUGUUGCCCCAGUCAUUGUGCAAGUUACUGCCUAAUAAUGUAAUAAAUUUACUUUUAAAAUAAAUUUACUUUUGGAUCAAAAUUGAUUGUUGAACUAAACAUGAGAAUUAUACCCAUAUUGAAAAUAUGAGUUGGAUGCCAAAGCCAAAAUAUGUAAUUUGUAAAUAACAAUAUAAUAACUUAUUUAACAUAUUAGCCAGUCACUUUAAAUAUUAGUAAUAUUCCAUACAGCAAUUGACUAAAUUCUUUAAUUUAAAAUUAAAAAGACAGCAGCUAUAUGGGAUAACUAAAGCUGUGAUAACUAUUUUUACUUGACUAUAUUUAAUAAGACAUAUCCAUAUUAUAAUUUAUAAGCUAUGACAUAUAAAUGGUGUUUUAUGUUUGUACAUUAUACCUAAUCAAUAUCUUAACCUAUGCUGAACCAAACAUGAUUGUCAUCCAGUUUACUGAAGUUAUAUGAAAGGUUAAAAUAUGAUUACUACACAAUGUAUUAUGUAUUUGCAUAGAAAAUUAGAACAUAAUUGGCAUUAAUAUGGAUUGUGGGUGCCAUAUUAUAUAUAAAUUUGUUUGUGAUAAUAAUAAAUAUUUAUAUAAGAACA
Manduca sexta (tobacco hornworm) is the source of this 1999-nucleotide messenger RNA. Its product is annotated as E3 ubiquitin-protein ligase RNF4. The transcript has 3 exons. NCBI's taxonomy places the organism in Eukaryota, Metazoa, Arthropoda, Insecta, Lepidoptera, Sphingidae. Bases 241 to 720 code for a protein of 159 amino acids. The record is from RefSeq and is a predicted model, not a curated record.